Messenger RNA from Saxophila tyrrhenica, 1353 nucleotides. RefSeq lists its product as uncharacterized. The transcript has 3 exons. Gene Ontology annotation, biological process: spliceosomal snRNP assembly. NCBI's taxonomy places the organism in Eukaryota, Fungi, Ascomycota, Dothideomycetes, Mycosphaerellales, Extremaceae. The record is from RefSeq and is a predicted model, not a curated record. Bases 1 to 1353 code for a protein of 450 amino acids.
AUGGCGACAGCAAGGCGAGACCGCGACAGGCCAAAGCAUGCUCCCACAUCACUCUACAAUCCCAACAAGAGGGUGCUGCUCCAGUACGACUCGGAUGAGGAAGGCGACUUGCAGAACACGGAACUGUUCGCACCACUCGAGGACAACGCCGCAGCCGACUACACCAUCCCGGAAUACCCUGACUCCGAAGGCGAGGAGGGUGUGCAAAAACCGUCGCUCGAGUCCGGCAAGCAGCACAGUGGCAAUGGCGAAGCAAAAGCCCCAGAGCCCGCCACCCCAGCGAACGUGGAUGACGAUGAAGACGGACCCAGGUCAGAGGCUCCCGAAUCCACCUGGGUCUACAGCGGUAAGGCGAAAAACCAAUCGACCGGCCAAUGGCCGGCGCUGGGCUCGGUGGCGUACGCAUGGGAGGACCAGGAGGAACCGGAGGACUUUGAGAGUGACGAGGACGAGGCAAUGGCGUAUCUACGAGGCGUGAGAUCUGAGCGGCGAACUAUGCCUGAAAUCCUAAGAGCAUCUCGACCUACGUCUGACGAAGACAUCUACAACAGCGGCAGAGGCGAUCACCGCGGUGUGCUAGACGACGGUGCGUACUAUGCCCGCGUCAGUCUUGCGCCAUCGCUAGCAGACUCCGCCCAGGGAACCAUCGACCCGCAAGAAGCUUUCACCAGAGCCCUCAAACGGCGGUUCUACUCACAUCGCCAGCAACUUCUCCUCCACCCAAGCGCAGAAGCUGUAGCCGCACUGCACGAUCGUCAUCCCAUCUCCUUCCCGCAAGCCAACAACAAGGCGUACGCAGACUGGCAUCGCCUCCUUCGAGGUACGCCACCACAGCUAGCACAGAUGCAAUCACUGGAGCAGUCUAUCGUCUUCAGACUCCUGGAGCUGCUACAGAAGCACUUCCUCAAACGCGAAAAAGAGAUCAAUUCCACGACAUCUGCAUGGAUUUGGGCUUUACUCGCACGCCUGGACGAUGUGGGUACGAUGGACAACGAUCAAGUCUGGAUUUUGAGAGACUUUGGGAAGAAAGCUGUGCUUGUGCAGCUGUCUUUCGACAAUCCGAUGGCAGCUGAGACGCUUGAGCGGGAGUCUGCUGUCGAAGACGACUCUGGUGUGAUCCUGAACGAAACAGCCACGGGUUUAGACAGCGGCGCCCCCAACAGUGCCGAGAUCAAACUGGAUGAAGACGCUGUGGACUCAAAGGCCGUCGGACCUGAGACUAAGGUGAGAUCUUCGGUCAACGAGACCUCCUUGAGUUUCGAACACCAUGGUCGAAAGCAGAUGACGGCCGCGACGAUGUUCACGAAGGAGCGUCUGCAGUAUCCGCCUGAAGUCGCUUCGGAGCGGCAGUGA